Chionomys nivalis (European snow vole) is the source of this 2329-nucleotide messenger RNA. RefSeq names its product interleukin 17 receptor C (gene Il17rc). Gene Ontology annotation, molecular function: interleukin-17 receptor activity. Bases 184 to 2295 code for a protein of 703 amino acids. NCBI's taxonomy places the organism in Eukaryota, Metazoa, Chordata, Mammalia, Rodentia, Cricetidae. The transcript is spliced from 18 exons. The record is from RefSeq and is a predicted model, not a curated record.
CACUCCAGCUGAAACUGGGCCCGGAGUCCGGGCUCCGAGUGGGAAAGUAUGGCUGGAGAGCAGUUCUAGCGCUUGUUCUCUCUCAGGGACACAGGGCUGGUUGGCAGCAGGGGUGGGGGGUCUGCCCCCCCUCGGGGGGGCAGGACCGGGCCUCAGGCCUGGGUGCUGUGUAGCACCUGGAAGAUGCCAAUGUCCUGGUUCCUGCUGUCCUUGGCACUGGGCCGAAGCCCUGUGGUGGUUUCUCUGGAGAGGCUUGUGGAGCCUCACGACACCGCACGCUGCUCUCUAGGCCUUUCCUGCCACCUCUGGGAUGGUGACGUGCUCUGCCUGCCUGGAAGCAUCGAGUCUGCCCCGGGCCCUGUGCUCGUGCCUACGUGCCUGCAGACAGAGCUGGUGCUGCGGUGCCCACAGGAGACUGAUUGUGCCCUCUGUGUCCGCGUGGUUGUGCACUUAGCUGUGCAUGGGGGCUGGGAAGAGCCUGAAGAAGGGGAGAAUUCUGAUUUGGAACUCCAGGAACCUAGAAACGCCUCUCUCCUGGCCCAGGUGGUGCUCUCCUUCCAGGCCUACCCCAGUACCCGCUGUGCCUUGCUGGAGAUACAGGUGCCCGCUGUCCUGGUGCAGCCUGGUCAGUCUGUGGGUUCUGCAGUGUUUGACUGUUUCGAGGCUGGUCUUGGGUCUGAGGUGCGAAUCUGGUCCUACACACAGCCCAGGUACCAGAAAGAACUCAAUGUCACCCAGCAGCUUCCUGACUGCAGGGGUCUUGAAGUCCGGGACAGCAUCCAGAGCUGCUGGGCCCUGCCCUGGCUCAAUGUGUCUGCAGAUGGUGACAGUGUUCACUUGGUACUGGACGUCUCUGAGGAGCAGAACUUUGGCUUCUUACUGUACUGGGAUCAGGUCCAGGGUCCUCUCAAACCCUGGAGGUACAAAAACCUGACUGGACCACAGACUAUUACCUUAAACCAUACAGACCUGGUUCCCUGCCUCUGCAUUCAGGUGUGGCCCCUGGAGCCAGACUCUGUUAGGACCAGUUUCUGCCCUUUCCGGGAAGAUCCCCGUGCACACCGGAACCUUUGGCACAUAGCUAGGCUGCAGGUGCUGUCCCCAGGGACAUGGCAGCUAAAUGCACCAUGCUCUCUGCCGGCCCAGGUGGCACUGUGCUGGCAGGCACCAGACCAGGUUCCCUGCCAGCCCCUUGUGCCACCAAUGCUCCAGGAGAAUGUCACUGUGAAUAAGCCUUAUGAGUUCCCAUCGGUGAGAGGCCACCCCAACCUCUGUGUCCAGGUCAGAAUGCAGGUGAGCAGCUUGGAGAAGGUACAGUUCCAAGAAUGCUUGUGGGCUGACUCCUUGGGGCCCUUCAAGGACGAUAUGCUAUUAGUGGAGAUGAGAACCGGCCUAAACGACACAUCAGUCUGUGCCUUUGAAUCCAGUGGCUGUACAGCACUGCCUAGCAAUGCCUCCACGAGAGCUGCUCGCCUUGGAGAGCAUUUGCUGCAAGACUUCCGGACACACCAGUGCGUUCAGCUGUGGAAGGAGGAUGACCUGGGAGCGCUAUGGGCCUGCCCCAUGGACAAGUACAUCCAUAAGCGCUGGGUCCUGGUGUGGCUGAUCUGCCUACUCUUGGUCGCUGCACUUUUCUUCUCUCUCCUUCUAAAAAAGGAUCGUGUGAAAGCUGCCCCUAGGGCCCGUACAACCUUGCUCCUCCACUCUGCCGAGGGAGAGGGCCAUGAGCGUUUGGUGGGCGCACUGGCGUCUGCGUUGAGCCAGUUGCCGCUGCGCGUGGCCGUGGACCUGUGGAGCCGCCGCGAGCUGAGCGCGCACGGGGCCCUGGCUUGGUUCCACGAGCAGCGGCGCCGGACCCUGCAGGAGGAUGGCGUGGUGGUCCUCCUCUUCUCGCCAGCGGCGGUGGCGCAGUGCCAGCAGUGGCUCCAACACGAGACUGUGGGACCGGGGCCGCAUGACGCCCUCGCCUCCUGGCUCAGCUGCGUGCUGCCCGACUUCCUGCAAGGCCGGGCGGCCGGCCACUACGUCGGGGUCUACUUUGACGGGCUGCUGCACCCCGAUGCUGUACCCGCCCCGUUCCGCGCCGCUCCGCUCUUCUCCCUGCCUUCGCAGCUGCCCGGCUUCCUGGACGUCUUGCAGGGAGGCUGCUCCCGGAGCACCGGGCAGCCCGCUGACAGGGUGGAGCGAGUGGCCCAGGCUCUGCGGGCCGCCCUGGACAGCUGCAACCUGCAAUCGGGAGGCCCCGGGAGCUGCGGCGAGGCAUGGGACCCGGGACCCUACCCUGCACUCAAAUAAAGACCAACACAGUUAACCUAACCAAGUUGCCGUC